AUGGCCGUCCGAUCGAGGUCGUCCCUGCGCUUCUCAGUGCGACGGGAUGACAAUGCCUCUGGUCAUGAUGACGAGCAUCAGGACAGCCACGACGACACCUUGCCGUCUUCUCCUCCCCCUGCAAAGAGGCCUCGGCUUCAGCAGCAACAGCAACAGCAACGUCGUCAGCCACCUUCGUCUCGUCGUCGCAAGAGCUCUCCCGACUUACUUGACACUACUAUCGGAAACUCCAGUCAUCGCGUCCCUCCGUCAUCCAAAACUCCUCAGAUCCUGCGACAGGCUGCUCACUCUCCUGUCCCUCCGCCGCCGCCACGCUCAUCUACGCGCCGGCCACCUCCUCUCGCCACUGCCAGCGACAGCGCAUCCUCCUCUUCGUCCUCUUCGUCGUCCAACCCCGCUCGUGCUCCGCUUCCCGGCACCCCGCACACUACGGGACAAUCCCAUGAUCACCCUCGCACUCCGUUGUCGGCUUCCGCCGUGCUGUAUAUGCGUGGCGGUGGUCGCGAAUCGCCAGAUCCCUUAGAUAUCAUCUCUCCUGCCCCUACCAAGACCAACCCGAAGCCUCGCAAAACACCCAUUACGUCCACUCCGACCUCUACCACCCGUUCUACACGCUGUUCUCGCCUGCAGCAUUCUGUCGCAUCAGACGCGGAUGUGCAGAAGCCCCCUGGACCGACGAGCAGUCGGCGGAAACCCAGCUCGGCCAAUCCUCAGACGGAAGCGCAAUCGCAGCCUAAGCAGGAACCCGCCCAUCCCAGUCCAGCUGAACCGGAACAGCGCCGGUCGCUUCGUUCCAAGGACAGCAAUUCGCGGCUGCGGAGCGAACUAGCAUCAUAUUUCUGGAACUAUGAACAAAUUCUCAGUUUGGACCCUCCGAAGACCGCGGAACUACUGACCGAGAACACCACGAUUAAGUUGAUUGACGACCUGACCGAGCCUCUUACCACCAUACAAUCCUCUACUCCCGACUCCGAGUCCCCAUUUGGAAACCCUCUGUUGCAGCUCCAUGACUGUGAAAAGAUAUCUCUGCCGGAGCCGGAGCCGAGUUCAGACGCUGCGCCCGGAGAUGUCAAAGAGGAAGACCCUCUCAAUGAAGGAUACUAUUUCCGUGCCCACCGGAGAAUGGAGCGGCAGGAGAAACAGCUCCGAAAUAUCGAGCGUGAACGCGCCCAGCAUGAGAAGAUGCAGCUGGAGCGUCUAUUAGACGAGCUGAAAGGUCACGACUGGCUCCGUGUGAUGGGUAUUACUGGGGUGCACGAGCACGAGAAAAAGCUCUACGAACCCAAACGCGACUAUUUCAUGAAAGAGAUCGCAAGCCUGAUCAAGAAGUUCCAGAUCUGGAAAGAAGAAGAGAAACGCCGGAAGCUCGACAAGGACAAGCCCUCGCUCCGUGCCGAGAUAUCGCCAUCCACCGCCCCCACGAGCAGAGACCGCACCACCUCCCAGAAGCGCAAACUCAGCGAUCGCUCCCCAGAUACUACCCCCGACGGCGCCGCCAUCUCCGACGUUGAAAGCGACGGCGAACCCCCGGACCCAAGCGACGUGGACGCCUGGGCAGCGCACCAACUCCAGCAGGAAGCCCGCUCCGCGACGGCCGGCAAACGACCCAAACCAUCGACAGAGCCCCCACGACGCCGCAAAUCCUCCGGCACCACCAAGUCCUCCGCCGCGCCGCACGCUCCCGCGUCCGCUCCUGCUGUCGCGAAACCAGCAACCCCUCCCCCUCCCGAGAAACCCUUCACCUCAUUCUACGCAAAGCCGCAUCUGCGCGAUGUCGCGCUCUCGCCGCACCGCAAGGGCCGGGUCCGCCUGGCUUUCGGCCACCCCAUCCCCCAGAUGGAGGUGCGCGAGUUUCAGCCGCCCGCGGAUAUCCUGACGCCCGAGGCGAUCGAUUCCUGCCGCCGGAGGCGGAGGCGGAUGAGAAGGGAGAGCCGUGGGUGA
Molecule: messenger RNA, 1941 nt
Organism: Aspergillus udagawae
Lineage: Eukaryota; Fungi; Ascomycota; Eurotiomycetes; Eurotiales; Aspergillaceae
Product: acetyltransferase SAS4-like domain-containing protein
Exons: 1
Coding region: 1-1941 (646 amino acids)
Cellular component (GO): SAS acetyltransferase complex
Molecular function (GO): histone acetyltransferase activity
Source: RefSeq, a predicted model, not a curated record